This is a messenger RNA of Lathyrus sativus (Indian pea), 3654 nucleotides long. The record is from the annotation of a GenBank genome assembly. Lineage: Eukaryota; Viridiplantae; Streptophyta; Magnoliopsida; Fabales; Fabaceae.
AUGCAUCGAUUCUGUUUCAGAACCCAACCCCUUCUCCGUUCCUAUCAUCCCCGCAAAUACAUUUCUUCAUCAUCUUCCAAUAACCAUCUCAAUUCACAUUCACCCGAAAAACCAUUAGAAAAUCCCCAAAUUGCCCCUCAACAAACUCCUAAAACUCUUUCUCCUGUAACUACUUCUUCAUCUCUCUCCAGAACCUCCGUUAUUGCCCUCUCCGCCGCCGUUGUUGCCUCCGUCGCAUUCAUCUACGAUUACGGCCGCGAACAUCAAUCUGAUGCAACCGGAGAAACUAAUCCUUUCUAUACCACCGCCGUGCAUCGCUCCGCCGACUCUGCUAACCGGAUUUUCCAUCAUGUUAAACGAACCGGUGUUGCCGCCACUGUGCUAUGGCAGUCGUUGCGUUCGGUGUUGUCGUCGGCGAACCAUGAAGUACGCUCUGGCUUCGAGAUUCGUGUUGCGGCGUUGCUGGCGGACAUUGCUGCGGCGAAUUCCAGUCGGAGAGCUGCGAUUGUUGGUGCCGGUGGUGGUGCUGUCGUGGAUUGGCUCCUUGAUUCUGUUGCUGUUGUGAAAGACGCUGGUGGAGGUACUCAGGCGGAAGCUGCGAGAGCGCUGGCGUAUUUGAUUGCGGAUCCUGAUGUUUCUGCGGCUGUGUUUGCGCGACCUCAGGCGGUUCCAAAUCUGCUGAGGUUUAUCUUCUCUUGCAAGCCUCGACGUUCCAAGAAUAAAACGAAAAAUUCAAGACGUAGUGGAUUUGAUAUUUCUGAUUCUUUGAAAGGUAGGAGCAUGCUUGUGGCUGCUAUUAUGGACGUUGUUACUUCCAGCUGUGACAAUGCAGACAAGAUAUCUUUUAAGCCGUCUUUGCCUGGAAAUGCUGAAACCAGAGAUAUUGCUGCAGCCCUACAAGUUAUCGAGGAAGGGGGUUUACAUUUAGACGAGCCGCCCGAUGAUGACGACGAUGAUGGUGGGAUAGGAAGGAAAGGGAUUGGAAUCAAGAUACUUGAAGGUACAACUGUUUUAGGACUUUCAAGGACCCGUGAUGCAAUGGAGUUGGAUAAUACUGAUUUUGGUCAUGAAGAACCGUUGAAUCAUGGUAUAUCGACAACAGAUUUUGGUAAAGAAAAACCGUUGAAGCGUGGUACAACGACAGCCCUUAUGUAUCAUAAGUUUGAUGACUCGCUGGUAAAACAAAAUAUGUCCUCUGCUGUUGUACCUGGUCUCUGGGAUGAUUUGCACUGCGAACAUGUUGCUGUUCCUUUUGCCACCUGGGCAUUGGCAAAUUGGGCAACGGCAUCACAGUUGAAUAGAUCUCGUAUUCAUGAGCUAGAUCAGGAUGGAAACGCUGUCCUGUCUGCUCUAAUGGCACCUGAGAGGUCAGUAAAAUGGCAUGCGAGUUUGGUGGUGCGGUUGCUUUUAGAAGACCGUGAUAUGCCUUUGAAUGAAUCUGUUUCUGAUUGGAGUUCCAAUCUUCUUUCUACUAUAUCUCAUGCAUGUAAGCAUGAAGAUGUUUCGUUGGCUCGGGUAGCUUUUUCUGCUUUUCUUUUAUCUGUUGAAAGGAGUCCUGGGGUGCAGAAAACAGUGAUGGAGAAGGGUCUUAAUUCGAUGAGAGACAUUGGUAAGACAACAAAGCAUAAGCAGGUGCAAGAAGCAGUAGCAAAGGCAUUAGAGCUACUUUGUACUGGGGAUCGUCAUUUAUCUUUUGAAGAGAGUCAAAAGUGGUCAGGCAUUCUUAUUCCCUGGGUUUUUGGAACAUUUUCUUCUGAUACUAUACGAAGUUCGUCCAUAAAAAUUCUGUCUCAGAUCCUUGAUGACUAUGGAGCAAAAACAGUACCACUUUCCCAAGGAUGGUUGGUUAUGCUGUUAAAUGAGGUACAAAAUUCCAUCAAGAAAUCAAUUGAUAAAGGAGCCAGUCAACCAAAAAGUGAUAAAGUGAAGACUUUAAUCAAUAAUGCAAAUAUUGCUUCAGCGGCACAAGUUGCAAAUCAGCUUUCUAGUGCUGUUGUUAAUCUGGCAGCUAAACAACUGAGUUCUGUGUCUAAUUCUGAGGAUAUAUCCCCACUGGCAGACUUUCUUUCUCUGGAACCUUUAGCAGGACCAUUUAAAAGUUUGAAAAAGGAUAGUCAACCUAAAUUUGGUGCUGCAGAAUCUGCCUUGGCAACCCUUAAAGGUAUUAAGGCACUCACUGAAGUUUGUGCAGAAGACUCUGAGUCUCAGGACAAGAUUGUAGAUUUCGGCAUUUUAUGUUUGCUGAGGCGCUUUUUGUUGAAUGAUGAUUAUGAGAGACUGGCUGCUAUGGAAGCUUAUGAUGCAUCAUCAAGAGCGCAUGAGGGGCAGGAGAGAAAGUCAAAUGAAGGUGAGGAGCCACCUAGAUCAGAUAUAAAUGAUCCAGCUAGUGUCCGAGUUCCCCCCACAGCUCAUAUCCGCAGGCAUGCAGCUCGGUUGUUGACCAUCCUCUCACUGCUUCCCAGAGUCAAGAAAGUAAUUGUAGCUGAUAAAACAUGGUGCAGUUGGCUUGAUGAUUGUGCUAAUGGCAAGAUUCCAGGUUGCAGUGACCUUAAGUUGCAAAGUUAUGCCAGGGCAGCACUUUUAAAUAUAUUUUGCAAUGAUGAGCAUAAUAGGAGGUCUGACAGUGCUGGCCCUUCUGGUGGUGUUGUAAAUAAUUAUAAUAUGUGUCCCCGAUAUGAUGACAUGAUAUUCUUGAUAAAUUCUCAUCUCCCUCAUUGGAAGUGUUCCAACGGAACAUAUCCACAAGGAUCUUUCUCAAAAGACAUAUAUGUGUCCACAGCUGCUGUUGUUGAGGAUGGCACCUGCUCUAGUGGUUCAAUUGAUUCAACUAAAAGCAGUCUAGAUGCAGAUUGUCCUCCACUGGAUGUGGUUUUUGUCCAUGGUCUCCGUGGUGGCCCUUACAAAACUUGGCGUAUAUCUGAAGACAAAUCCUCGACUAUGUCUACCUUGGUAGAGAAGAUUGACGAGGAAGCUGGAAAGCUAGGAACAUUUUGGCCUGGUGAAUGGCUUUCCAGUGAUUUUCCCCAUGCGCGCUUGUUUACCCUCAGAUAUAAGACUAAUCUCACACAGUGGUCUGGAGCUAGCCUGCCUCUUCAGGAAGUUAGUUCUAUGCUAAUGGAGAAGCUUGUUGCUGCAGGAAUUGGGAAUCGGCCUGUUGUUUUUGUUACUCACAGCAUGGGGGGUUUGGUCGUGAAGCAGAUUCUUCAUACAGCAAAGGAGGAAAAACAUGAUAAUCUUGUGAAUAACACUAGAGGAAUAGUAUUUUAUAGCUGUCCACACUUUGGCAGCAAACUUGCUGAUAUGCCUUGGCGAAUGGGCUUUGUACUUCGUCCUGCUCCAUCGAUAGGAGAGCUAAGAAGUGGGUCUUCAAGAUUGGUCGAGCUUAAUGAUUAUAUUCGACUACUUUAUAAGAAAAGCAUUCUUGAUGUCCUCAGUUUUUGUGAGACCAAGGUAACUCCAAUAGUGGAAGGUUAUGGUGGAUGGGCCUUUCGAAUGGAAAUUGUACCAAUUGAGUCAGCAUAUCCAGGAUUUGGGGAACUAGUUGUAUUAGAGUCAACAGAUCAUAUAAAUUCUUGCAAGCCAGUGAACCGCCUAGACCCUUCUUAUACGGAGACAUUAAAGUUCUUACAGAAAUUAAAAGCAUGUUAUACCUAA